GCGGGCUUUGUAAAAUGGACGGAUGAGUGGUAAAGAGUUUCUAUUUUAUGACAAUGUGUCAAAGUAAAGUUUUCAUUAGUUAAAGUUUUCGUGCGGAAUGUACGUGCGUCUUCAGUGAAGAAAACAUUUUUUAUCUAAUUCAUCAAUUUCGAGACUCGUAUUAGGCCAUGCCGCCUCCGAAGGAGACGAGAAGCUACAAACCGGAGAGUGAGGCGCAAGGAGGCCACGAAUCCUCAGUGGCGGAAGAAGAGGAAGGUGGGGAGUGGAGGGAUAAGAAGCGGAAGCAGAGAGCGGUGCGUGGCGAGCGAGACGACCGCGACCGUUCGCCGCUGGCCUCUGCCUCUUCAUCUUCAGGGGCGCUGGUCUCCACGGCGAUGGCCGCGCGCGAGCCGCUGCAGUGGCGAAAGCUGGCGGCGGAGGGCCUGGACUGCGACUACUGCCUGCUGCUGCCGCGCGCCCAGGCCGACGCGCUCUUCCGCCGCCUGGAGGACGAGCUGAAGUACUUCAAGGGCGACCUCACGCGCAUCUUCGUAUACGGCAAGUGGCACGACAUCCCACGCCAGCAGGUGUCGUUCGGCGAUGAGGGCCUGAGCUACAAGUUCUCGGGGACGACGGUGCCGGCGCGCCCCUGGCCGCCCGCCCUGCUGCCGUUGCGCGACCUCGUCCGCCGCGUGGCCGGCGUGCACUUCAACUUCGUCCUCGUCAACAGUGAAAAUCGACCUAGAACAUGGAAGCUUGCUCAUGAUGAACUACCCUACGAAUCGUUACUGGUAUCACUCUUUACCACCUAGGAAAAGCAGCCCAGGUGUUCGUCUCAACCUUACUUUCAGAAAAAUGGCAGAGAAAUCUAAUCAAAAAUGAUACUUAUUUCUUGAGGCUUUUCCUCUUCAUUAUAAGUGCAUAAUGCGAAUUUUUGUUUAAUGCUUUGAUGUAAUUCUUAAAAUGAAGUAGACCAUGUUCAGUUUGUUCAGUUAUUAAUAACUUUGAUCUUCAAUCUUUGACCUUAGUGGCCAGUGACUCGACUUAAAGAAACCUUUCAUAAUAAACUCUAUAAGACAAGAUAUCUGAAAAAUAAAACAAAAAAAUAUUGUAACAAAUAUCAAUGAGUAAAAAUUGCAAAUAUAUCAACUCAGGAAAAUGAAAGUCAUAACAAUGGUAAUUUUAUUCGACCAUGCAAUUAAAAUAUUUGUGUUAUUUCAACAU
This is a messenger RNA of Gryllus bimaculatus (two-spotted cricket), 1203 nucleotides long. The record is from the annotation of a GenBank genome assembly. NCBI's taxonomy places the organism in Eukaryota, Metazoa, Arthropoda, Insecta, Orthoptera, Gryllidae.